GAGAUCGGAAUAGAAGAAGUAGAGAAAUGGAGCUGAAACUGUAUGUGGAUCGUAUGUCCCAACCAGCUCGUGCUCUUAUUAUCUUCUGCAAGUUAAAUGGAAUCGAUUUCGAGGAGAUUACAGUGGACUUCAUAAAACGUCAAACUCAAUCGCCUGAAUUUGAAGAAAUCAAUCCUAUGAAACAAGUCCCAGCAAUAGUUCAUGGGGAAUUAAAGCUGUUUGAGAGUCACGCCAUUCUGCGAUAUUUUGCUUGUGCAUUCCCAGGAGUUCCAGAUCAUUGGUACCCUGCUGAUCUUUCCAGGAGAGCUAAGAUUGACUCUGUCUUGGAUUGGCAUCAUUUGAAUUUACGCCGUGGUGCAACUACCUAUGUUCAGAGUACUGUACUAGGACCAGCACUUGGUCGUUUGAAUCCCCAAGCAGCUGCUGAAGCUGAGAAAAUUUUGGUAGCAUCCCUAUCAAGCAUUGAAACCAUUUGGCUUAAAGAAAAUGGAAAAUAUCUAUUGGGAAACUCUCAACCAUCUAUUGCAGACCUCAGCCUUGUCUGUGAAAUUAUGCAACUGGAGGUUUUGAAUGAGAAGGAUAUCAAACGGUUCUUGGGCCCCUACAAAAAAGUUUUGCAGUGGAUUGAGGAUAUGAGAAAUGCAACAAAUCCUCACUUUGAUGAAGCACACAAAGUCUUACUCGAAGUGAAAGCAAAGUACCAAGGUGUUACUGAAUCUACCAUAAGAGCAAUGUUACCACCAAAGCUGUAAGUGUUCAGGGAGAUGUUUCGUUUCCAGCAAUCUGCAACUAUACGUAUCAAAGCAGG
Molecule: messenger RNA, 808 nt
Organism: Telopea speciosissima
Lineage: Eukaryota; Viridiplantae; Streptophyta; Magnoliopsida; Proteales; Proteaceae
Product: glutathione S-transferase T1-like
Exons: 7
Coding region: 27-752 (241 amino acids)
Source: RefSeq, a predicted model, not a curated record